AUGGCGACCGGGCUGCUCUUGGCCUUUGUGGACCGGGAUGCCGCCACCGUGGAGGCGGCGGCCGCGACCUUGGCGAUCCUGCAGCCACGCGUGGCGGUGCGCGUGCUCCGAGGUGACAUGGUUGCCGUGGCCUUGGGUCAAGAGCUGGGAGAGGAGGUUGGAGGGGGCAGUGGGGCCUCUUCCGCCAGUGCGACGGCGGCUGCGCCGCCCAGCGCUCUCGCAAGGCAUGUCGAUUCCGAUGCGUUUCGUGACGUGCCCACCUUCAUCAUGUACGGGGCGAACACUGCCGGCCUCGCCUCAGGAAACCUACAAAAAGCCAUCAGCGAAGCCUUCCCGGAGCAGUUUGCCGACAUCGCACAGCAGAUGUGUCAAGCUCCUCCACACGAUGGCUUUGGACAUGGAGAGGUGUUCGUAAGCCACGAGAGCCGAAACAUUCGGCUCCUGGCGGUGUCCCUCUUCCCGCGGCCCAGCGAGGGCCCGGCGGCCGUGCGCCGGGGUGCUGCCGACGCCUUGCGAACGGCGCAAGCACUAGCAGGCCCGAGCUUUCGGGUUGUCAGCCACGCCUUGGGCAGCUUCACCGGACACCCGCGUCCACAGGACUUCGCCGAGUGCCUUGCGGGUGCGGUGGAAGAUUGGCUGUCUGACCGUGACUCUUGA
Molecule: messenger RNA, 657 nt
Organism: Symbiodinium natans
Lineage: Eukaryota; Dinophyceae; Suessiales; Symbiodiniaceae
Source: the annotation of a GenBank genome assembly